AUGGAUGAAAGCCACAGUUUGGUAUUAAACGAAGAAGCUUUCGAAUCAUGUCCCGAACAAAAAAGAUCAAUAUUUAUAUAUGAAUGGCUUCGAUAUCUUGAUAGAAUACUUCCGAUAACUCAAAGAGAAGAUUUGAAAAAUGUGAAACAAACACUUAUUAGUCAACUUGAAUCUCGUCUUUAUCAACAAAAUGGUCCACCAACAAGAAAACUUAUAUCAAGAUGUAUUGCACGUGUAUAUUCAUUAAGUGGAGAUACUUCUUCACUUUUAACAACAAUCAAUUCAUGUAAUGAUACAUUAAAAGUCAAAGAUGAGUCACCCAAACAGGUCCAAGCCAAAUUGUAAGUUUCUUUUUUUUUCUUAAAAAAUAUUAAUAAUAUUUUUGCAGAGCAGCUUUAUCAUGUUUAUCAGCUCUUUAUGAUACAAUGGGUCGAUUAGUUGGUAGAUCAUUUGAAGAAACAUUAGUCAUAUUACAAAAAUGGAUGAAAAGUGCAGAAUCACAUUCAAGAGCACAUAUUAUGAUGACAUUAACAAGUAUGGUUAAAGGAUUAGGAAAUGGUCAAUCAACUGUACAUAAAGAUAUUUUCAAAAUGGCUAAACAUUCGAUUCAGGAUCGGUCUAUUCAUGUCAAAAUUGCUACGUUAGAGGUAAAAUAUUUUUUGGAAAUUUCAAAAACCGCUAAUGUUUGUUUGUUUGUUUUCAGUGCCUAACUGCUCUUGUCGCUGUUUAUACUCCAAUUUAUACAACUGAACUUGAUGCUUCUUGUACAAUGUGUGUUAAAGUUUUGGAUGGUUCGAAUUAUGAUUUGAGAUGUGCGGUUGCGAAAUUUAUGGCUCAACUUCUUUCAACAUCUAUGAAUCCACCACCACAAUCAGUUAUUCGUGAGUUUUUUCUGAUCUACUUAUAUAUAUAUUGAUUGAAAACAUACAAUUGAGAAGAUAAUAUGUUAUCUGAAUUUUCUCUUCUUCUGAAGCAUAAAUAAAAAAUAGGAUUUAUUCUGACUUACAUAUGAAAGCUUCUCUGUGAUUCUGAAUUUUUCUUUUUAAAAAAUGCUCACGUCUUUAUUCCAAAAAAAAUGUCCAGUUCACGUUUCUUAUCUGAUCUUUUUCCCCUUUGUUUCAUUAUUUAAUUUUUGGUCAUUUUUCGAUUUUAUUCUAACCCUAACCAGACAAAAUUGAAAUGACGUGAGUUGAGAUACUGUAUGUAUGUAUUAUGAGUAAAAAACAAAGGGAAUGUUUUCGCUACUAAUUUUAAUGAAAUAUUUUCAGAAGUAAAAUCAAAUCAAAGUGUUCCUGUUCGUCCAGCUUCGGUGACUGAUACAUUUUCACUUUUAUCAAAUGGUUUCAUUCGAGGAGGAAUUGGUGGAUUUUUGAAGAAUAAUUCAUCAAAUUUUCCGAGUUCUGGGGGUUUAACUGAUGUUCGAAUUGGAAUGUCUUUGUGUUAUGUUGAAGUUGUGAAAGAAAUGGGAUCGGCUUGGUUGGAAAAACAUCUGGCUGUUGUUUGUGGACAUUUGAUUGAUUUGGCUGCGAAAUGUGGGAAUUUGGCGUUUACGCAGUAAGUUGAAGUUUUUCAUUUAAUUUGGCUCCAAAAUAAUUCUCCCGUAAAUUUAAAAAUUACAAUAAUUUGUAAGUUUUUCAAUUUCUCAAAUUAAUUUUUUGUCAGAAGUGCUACUCAAAUAUCCGAAGCUCUUCUGCUUCGUCGAUGUGUUUCUUUUAUUCUCCGCCAAACUUGUGGAACACUUCUAGGCGAAAAUGCUCAAAUAUUGGCGUGCAAACAUUUGGGAACACUCUUAGCACAAUAUAUAAAUUCAAUUCGAAUUGAUACUGAAAUUGGUAUGUUUUCGUAUAAUCCUCAUUUGACUCUUUUCCCACACUUUCUUAUUUAUUGUAUUUCAGAAAAUGAAUUGAUUGAUGAUGAACUUUAUUCAAGUGCCUAUGCUUCGAUUACAAUUCUUCAAGAAAUUUCAGUAUUAGUUCGACAAAUUGGAACUGCUGUUAUGCCAAUUUUUGUAGAAGCAACUGGAAUAUUAGAACAUAUAUUUGGAUGCCUUCUUCAUCCAAUUCCAUCUGCGAGAUAUGCAACAGCUUGGUGUUUGAAAUGUAUCGCUACAGCUGUUCCAAAUCUUCGAACUCCACUUAUUGAUCGAUGUAUUUUACGAUUAGAACAAAUGAAAUCAUCAUCAGAUGCAAUUAGUGGAUAUUCAAUGGCACUUUCUGCAUUACUUUCAACUUCAAAUGAUCCAUCUCGUUUAGGUGUUCCAUUUUCAAAACCAUUAAAAAUUCUUGAAAUUGCUGAAGAUUUAUUAAAAACAUCAUCACAACAACCAAAGUUAACAAUAGCAAAACUUGAAUCUGGUUGGAAUUUGAUGUAUUCACUUGUUUCACUUGGUGCUCCUGUUAUCAAAGAACAUCUUCAUCGAAUUAUUCGAUUAUGGAAAGCUGUAUUUCCACGAAGUUCAAAAGAAGCUGAAGCUGAAAGUAAUCGAGGUGAUUCAUUUUCAUGGCAAUGUUCAAUGAUUGCACAAGCUGGUGCAUUAUCUGUUAUGGAAGCUGUUGCAAGACAAAAUGAAUUAUAUACAGUUGGAGGAGCUGUUGAAUCAAUGAAAAUACCAAUUGAAUGUAGUUUGGUUAUGAUGUCACAGUAAGUUUGAAUGCAACAUUGUUAAUAUCACCGAUUUUUUGCAGAGUUGGAAAUCUUAUCAAAAACUAUGGCAAUAAAAUGCGUCAAUUGAAUAGUCUUGUACGAAUACGAGUAUAUCGACUUUUACUUCUUCUUCCACAUAAAAGUUUCGAAGGAUGUUAUGUUGCACUUCUUCGUGAAAUGGUUGCUGAUAUAACUCUUUCGGAUAAUGCUCAAAGCACUUUAACAACAUCAAUUCCUCAAAAAAUGUUUCAAGGAGUUGAAAAGAUUCUUAUUUCACCAACAUUUGAUGCAACAGAUUAUUCAAUGAUUGAAGAUUUAUUGAGCAAUGCAACAUUUACUAUUUCAAUUGGAGAUUUGAACGAUGAUUUGACGAAAUUGAUAACAAGUUCAGCUGAUGAAAAAUGGCCGGAAAAUGAGUCAGAACCAUUGACUUGUUUGAAUACUGCUCUAUUUACAUAUGGAAAAGUAUUCCCAUUGGUUUCUAGUAAACACAAGAUUCAAAUCACUGAACAUUUUACGGAUACAAUUAAAAAUUGUAAGAAUACUGCAAGACAACAAGCAAUUCUAUCAAAUGCAGUUGCUGGAACACUUUUAGCAUUCAAAACACUUUGUGAACAACGUGGAUAUCAUACAGAUAAUGAACAAUUACAAAAAGCAUGUGUUGCUUUGAUAAUUCCAUGUCUAACAAAUUCAUGUCCAUUGACUCGAUUAGUUGGAGCUGAAGCAUUGGCAAGAUUAUCACAAUCUGUUGGAUCACCACAAUUUGUUGCAUCUAUGGCUCAAUAUUGUUUUAAUCAAUUGAAAAAUUCGAAAGAUGCUGCAAGUCGUUCUGGACAUGUUUUGGCUUUGGGAUGUUUGCAUAGGUAUGUUUCACAAAAUUGAGAAAUUUUGUAGAUCAUAUUUUUCUAGACAUGUUGGAUCACUUGGAAGCGGGCAACAUUUGAAUACGGGUGUUUCUGUGGUUUUGGCUUUGGCUCAAGAAUCAACACUUCCAAAUGUUCAAACUUGUGCUUUGGUUUCAAUGGCUUUAAUAGCUGAAACUGGCGGUGGAAUGUUCCGAGGAUUUGUUGAAACUGUUUUGAGUGUUUGUUUGAAAUUGCUUAUCUCAACACCGACUUUUGUUGUUGAUGUUGUUCAAGGAGUUAGUAAAUUGGUUAGUUUUAUUUUUUGAAAAUCCUCAUUUUCUUAAUCAUAAAUUAAUACUUUCCAGCUGACUGCUUUGAUAACUUGUGUUGGACCAGAACUCAGUUGUCCUGGAGUUAUUGACGGUGUUCGAACUUCUCUUUUAGCUGCUUGUGCUAUUCAACUCGGACAUAAUGAUAGUUUUAUUCAAGCUGAAGCGGUUUUAGGAUUACAACAAAUGCAUUUAUUCGCUCCAAGAUAUGUUCAUAUGAAUCAACUUGUUUGUGAUAUUUGUGUAUUUUUAUCAUCUCCACAUUUGGUUAUUCGAAAACAAGCUGUUAGUUGUCUCAGACAAUUAGUUCAACAAGAAUCUAAAGAGGUAAUGUACAUUUUAUUGAUCUAUUCAUUUUCUCAUUCAAUUGGUGUAUUUUAGGUUCGAAAUCAUGCGCAAGUUUUAGUUCCACAAGGUGUUGUUGAUUCGAGCAAGAAAAAGUUUACACUUCCAGAAAAUGGUUUAGAAGGAGCACUUUUUGGAAUGCUUGAUUAUGAAGUGAAUCGAGAAAUUCGUCAACAUAUUCAAGAAACUCUUAUAUCACUUGUACAAGGAACAAGUGGAGAAUUAUUGAAUAAUUGGUUGAUGUUAUGUAAAGAAAUAUUGGCAACAACAUCUGAAAGUGGCAAAAAACGAAGAAAUAAAGAUGAAUCUACAACUGGAACAACUAUAACAAAUAGUGAAAUGGAAGAAAAUGAUGAAGAUGAAGAUGGAGAUGAUGAUACGAAUUUAGCUGGAAUAUCAACUAUUGAAGAUGAUAAAGGAAAAGUUCAGCCAAGAUGGAAAACUAAAGUAUUUACAAUGGAUAUUGUGAAUCGAUUGAUGAGUGUUUGUGAUACGGAAAGAGCACAUUUGGAUAUGGCUUUGGCAAAAGAAUUACAAAUGACAUCUGGUGGAAAAAAUGAUUAUUUAGUAUUACAUUUGGCUGAUUUAGUUCGAAUGGCAUUUAUGGCUGCAACAAGUGAUAGUUCUCACCUUCGAAUUGCUGGAUUAAAAUCACUCGAAGAAGUUAUUAUUCGAUUUUCGGCAAUUCCAGAACCAGAAUUUCCUGGACAUAUGUUACUUGAACAAUUUCAAGCACAAGUUGGAGCUGCUCUUCGACCUGCUUUCACAGAUGAUACUUCAAGUAAUGUUACAUCAGUUGCUUGUCAAGUUUGUAGUACUUGGAUUGGAAGUGGAGUUGCAAGAGAUUUGAAUGAUUUGAAAAGAGUUCAUCAAUUAUUAGUUUCUUCUUUGGCAAAAUUGAGACAAGGAAGUGUGAAUGUACAAUUGUAUAGUGAAUCAGCGGCCACAUUGGAAAAAUUAUCCAUUUUGAAGGUAUAGUUUUUUGAUAGAAAUGAAAACUUUCAUUGUUCGUAACUAGAAAAUUCGGAAAACUGAAUUUAUAAGAACAUAUACAUUUUAGGAUUACUGUAGCUAUGUAGGAAUGGGUUUUCAAUAGGGUAAAUCUACAAAAUAUUUUCUGAAACUUUCUAAUUUUAGGUUUAAACAACAAAUUAGAACUUAGGCUCAAACAGAAAAUUAUAUUUAUUCUCGAAAUUUUAGGCUUCCAGUAAUUUUUAUUGUUAUUUUUCAGGCUUGGGCAGAAGUAUAUGUGACUGCAGUUGAACAAGAUCAACAGAAAAAUGAAGUAAAUAAUGAACAUUACGAGUACAAUGGACCUGUUUCUCUUUUAUCUCUAGUCGAACCUGAAACCAAUUCUCUAAUAGUUUAUUGGCUUGCUGCUUUAAAUGAUGCUGCUCUUCUUGCACUUCCAAAUCAGUAUUCGGAACAAGUCCAAAAUAAAUCUGGAACAUUUUUCACAUCUCAUAGCGCUGAAGCCUGUCGAGAAUAUUAUGCAAUUUGUUGGCCACCAAUAUUAUUAGCAUCUUCAACAUGGCUUUCAAAACAUAAUUUCACACUUCCGUCAAGUAUUGAUUUGAUGAAAGAUACAUCAACAAUUUGGAGAGAUGAUGGAAAUAUUGAACGAUUCUAUUUAUUAAUUGGAAUUGCUGUUGAAGCAUUGAGUAAUCGAACAAGACAAAUUGAAGAUGAAACUAUUCAAAUGUGUGUUAAAUCACUUAAUCGAUUAUUUUCAUCAGAAUGGUGUCAAAUGCAAUUAAUGAGUUCGCCUGAUAUCAAUGUUGCUAUUGAAAUAUUCUAUGUUUUACAUCGAAUUAUUUUGACACGCGAGAAUUUGACAACACAAAUGCAAUGUUUGGAAUGUGCAAGUUCAAUAAUUGAUGCUGCAAAACUUUCGAUUCGAAUAACUCAAAGUCGAGAUAUUUCAAACGGAAAUGUUGCAAAUGAUACGAAUAUUGAUUUGUUUGAAGGAGAUGAAGGCGGUGAAGAUGGAAAGAUUCAUGAUACAAUCAAAAAGACUUUAAGUUAUGCAACUCUUGAACUUUGUGUUUGUGUCAUAUUCAAACAAAUGCCACAAAUCAAUUCGAGUCAAUUUCAUAAAUCAAAUGCAUUUUUGCAUUUACGAAAAGUCGGACGACUUCCAAUUGAAUCUACUCAUUUAGUUAUUCGAAGCAUGCAAAUUCUCAUUCAAAUUCCAAUUCUUUGCUCACCGCAAGCUAAAAUUACUGUACUGCCAGUUAUUAUGUAUUUAUUAUUAGGAUUUGUUCGAGAAUCUGCAAGAAUUGAUGAAGUUCAAAAUCAAGAAAGAAGUGGACAUUUGAGUGCGAUUGCAACUUCUGCUAUUCAGGUUUGUGAACUUUGGAAGCAUGGAAGCUCCCAAAACUGUGAAGGGGAAAUCAUGACAUUUGAAAAAAUUUUUCGAGGGGGGAUCAUUUUGGAAAAUUUUGAAUUCACGCUCGAAUCAAAAUUUUGAUUUGGGCGGGGGCUAAUGAAAAUUCACGCUCGAAUCAAAAAAAAAAUUUUCCCACCCAAAUCAAAAAAUAGAAAAAUAAAAUUGAGAAUUUUAAAAAUAAAAAUAAAAAAAAAUUGAGGGGGGGGGGAUCAUGACAUUUCAACAUUUUGGGGAGGGGGGAGAUCAUUACAUGCGGGGUCUGUUGGACGAAGAUGCCAUGUAUGUUUGGAAGAUUGAGAAAAAAUAAUUAUUAGUUGGAUUUUCGAGUUUUACCAAAUUUAUUCUCAAAUCAAAUAAAUUGCAUUUUUUUCUUUUAAAAAAAUUUUUUGGAAACAAAUCUGAAAAUUAUUUAUUCAAUUUUAUUCCGUUAAUUUUAUCACAAGUUUUCAAAUAAUGUUUCAAUAUUUUCAUUCUCACGAGAACAAAAAAAUCUGAUAACUAUUCCAAAUAUACAAUAUUGUUUAGUGUAUUCGAUCAAUUGUUUCUCAAUCACCAAAUGAUUCAACCCAAUCUGCAUGGAUUACAAUAAUGCGAAACUCAUUCUACUCGGUUUUGAAUAUGUCAGAAGAUAAUGAACGAAUUCAAUUGGAUAAAUGUAUAAUAAUGUUAUCGGCUGUCGUUUUCACAACAUCUGCUCCAAUGAAUGUUGUUCUAGCACAUCAGGAAUCAUUCUCAAAACUCAUUGUUUUGAUCAAAAAUCAUUUGAGAAGUGAAAAUGUGUCGAUUGUCCUCAAGACUUUGCAAUCAAUCACUUCAAUUUUCAAUCGAAAAGCUUUCAGUGGAAUUUUUAUCAAACAUUUGGGAAAUGAAAUUAUGCGAAUUGUCGAUGAUUUUAUAGUUCAAAUCAAUAAAGAGAACAAUGUUCUGAAAGAAACUGAUGUUGCUGUUAUUCAAGAAUGUAUUAAAGUUAUUGAAGUAUUGGCAAUUAAUGCGAACGAAAAGAAAAGUUGGUUUUUUCAACAACAAAAUUUUUUUUUUGAAUAAUACACAAUUUUAAUUAAAUUUGUUUUCAGAACUUCAAAUGAUAUCGCUACUUGUUCAAUUUCUUGUUCGACUUCUUCGCGCAACAACUCAUCAAGAAUGGCGAAAAGUUGGUGCAAUUGAAAAGAAGUUGCACGAAAUUGCAAUUGGUCGACUAAAUGCCGCUGCUUCGAUGUGGCCAGUUGAAUUUAAACAAGUUGUUGAUUGGGAUCAAAAAUUGAAAGAACGAUUAGAAAGUGCACUUUUGCUACAAACAACAAGACAUGCUCAUCAAAAUAUUAAGCUCAAUGACACCAAGGUAAAGUUUUCUGGGAUAAUUUCUUUCUCUUUAUUUUCAACUCGAAAAAAUUGGGGAAAAAUCAGAAAAAGCCCCAACCAAGUUUGAACAAUUGUAAAAAACUUUUAAAAUAUUCAGUUUUGAGUUUUUUCAUAAUUUUUUGGAAACCUGUUUUUCCUAAUCGUCGGAAAAUCCGGAAAAGAACUGAAUUUCAUUUUCUUUUUAAAAAAAUCAUUCAUAAAUAUUGCAGACAGCUCCAAUUGCUCAAAAACCAAAAAUCGAACUACGCAUGUUCGGACAAUAA
This is a messenger RNA of Caenorhabditis angaria, 8173 nucleotides long. The record is from the annotation of a GenBank genome assembly. NCBI's taxonomy places the organism in Eukaryota, Metazoa, Nematoda, Chromadorea, Rhabditida, Rhabditidae.